Pistacia vera is the source of this 2338-nucleotide messenger RNA. Its product is annotated as pentatricopeptide repeat-containing protein At3g48810. The record is from RefSeq and is a predicted model, not a curated record. Gene Ontology annotation, molecular function: protein binding. The transcript has a single exon. NCBI's taxonomy places the organism in Eukaryota, Viridiplantae, Streptophyta, Magnoliopsida, Sapindales, Anacardiaceae. Bases 137 to 2143 code for a protein of 668 amino acids.
AAGUAUUUGAUUCAUGAGGUACGCAAUCCUUAAUUUUAGUUUUGUUUCAUUUUCUCAAGGUUUUAGCUUAAGAGUUCUUGAUUUUCAGUCCUGAACUUUAAAGGUUUUUGUUUUUUUUUCAUAAAAACCAAUAAUAAUGUAUUUGAAAGAAGGGUGUUCUUUACUGUUAAAAGUUCAUAAACCAUCAAUUCCUUUUGUCCUAAACACAAACCCAAUCUUGAAGCCUAAUAAUAUUAACAAAAAUGACAACCAAACCCAGAAAAAACAAACCCAUGUUGAAGAAUUUCAAGUGAUCAACAGAUUGAAACAGGAACCCAACAUUGCACUAGCUUUAAACUACUUCAAAUCGGUAGCUAACUCAAACUCAUUUAAGCACACCGCUUUAACAUACCAAGUUAUGAUCGAGAAACUUGGUCAAAAAUGUGAAAUAGAUGGUGUUCAGUAUCUUUUACAACAGAUGAAGCUAGAAGGAAUUAGCUGCUCUGAGGAUAUUUUUAUUAGUGUCAUAAGUUGUUAUCGGCGAGUGGGGGUGGCUGAGCAAGCGUUGAAGAUGUUUUAUAGGAUAAGGGAAUUUGGGUGCAAACCGAGUGUUAAGAUUUAUAAUCAUAUUUUGGAUGUAUUGCUUAGUAAGAACAAGUUUUCGAUGAUUAAUCCGAUAUAUAGUAAUAUGAAGAGAGAUGGGAUGGAGCCAAAUGUGUUUACGUAUAAUAUUCUUUUGAAGGCGUUGUGUAAGAAUAAUAGGAUUGAUGGUGCUUGUAAAUUGCUUGCUGAGAUGGCGAACAAGGGGUGUUCUCCUGAUGCGGUGAGUUAUACUACUAUAGUGUCUUCGAUGUGUAAGGCUGGUAAGGUGGAGGAAGCGAGGGAGCUUGCAGUGAGAUUUGAACCUAUUGUGAGUGUUUAUAAUGCUUUGGUUAAUGGGUUGUGUAAAGAAUGCAAAAUUGAGGAGGCCUUUUUUUUGUUAGAUGAGAUGGUGGAUAGAGGAAUUGAUCCUAAUGUUAUCACAUAUUCAACAAUUAUCAACUCUUUGUCUGAUAUUGGGAAUGUUGAACUGUCUCUUGCUGUUUUAGGUCAGAUGUUUGUGAGAGGGUGUAGUCCUAAUAUCCACAGUUUUACUUCCUUGCUGAAGGGCUAUUUACUUGGAAGAAGAUUGUAUGAAGCUCUUGACUUGUGGAAGCGAAUGGCUAGAGAGGGAUUCAUGCCCAAUAUUGUUGCUUAUAAUACCCUAAUACAUGGUCUGUGCACCAGUGGGAAUAUGGAUGAGGCUGUAUCUGUAUCCUAUCAGAUGGAGAAAAAGGGCUGCCACCCAAACGUGACUACAUAUAGUGCUCUAAUUGAUGGAUUUGCAAAAGCUGGAAAUUUGGUUGGUGCAUCUGAGACAUGGAACAGGAUGAUAAGUAACGGUUGUUCUCCUAAUGUUGUGGCAUAUACCUGCAUGGUGGGUAUCCUUUGUAGGAAUUCUAUGUUUAACCAAGCUCAUUCUCUGAUAGAAAAAAUGGCUUUGGAAAAUUGUCCUCCUAAUACAAUUACUUUCAAUACAUUUAUCAAAGGAUUAUGCGGCUGUGGAAGAGAAGACUGGGCAAUGAAAGUCCUUGAUCAAAUGAAGCAAUACAGGUGUAAGCCUAAUAUCACAACAUAUAAUGAGCUACUGGAUGGCCUUCUCAAAGUAAACAGAUUAAAAGAAGCUUUUGAGCUUGUCAUGGACAUAGAAGAAAGUGGGAUUGAGCUUAAUAUUGUGUCUUAUAAUACCAUAUUGCAUGGUUUUUGUCAUGCCGGUAUGUUAGAUGAGGCUUUCAAGUUUAUGGGGAAAAUGCUGGUUGGAGGGACAAAACCCGAUGCUAUCACAUUCAACAUAUUAAUUUAUGCCUACUGCAGGCAGGGUAAGGUUGGGGAUGCUAUUCAACUUUUGGAUAGAAUUAGAGCUCGAGGAGAGUGGAAUCCAGAAAUAAUCUCAUACAAUAGUAUCUUAUGGGGUAUCUGUAAUUGGAUUGGCUUAGAAGAGGCCUUCAAUUUUCUUCAAAAGAUGUUAAAUGAAGGGUUCUGUCCCAACAAUGCCACAUGGAAUAUGUUGGUUAGGUGUUUUUUUAGCAACUUAGGUCAUUUGGGGCCAGUUCAUGUUCUGGAUGAGAUCAUGGCUCGCAAGUAAGUGAUUGUUUCUGCAGAAGCGCAGCCGGCAAACAGAUAUAUUUUGCCACUCUAAGUAAAAUGCAACAGAUGCUUGUAUUUUUCGUUGCAUGUUGGAUUCUGUGAGAUCUCUUUGUUGGGCUUAUAAUCGGCACAACCAUUAUAGAGAAGGCAGAGGGACAACGUCACGCAGUUUCAAUCAUCUGAUACAUGGCAA